CAAGAAGCAUGAUAAGGGGGGUUUAGAGUAGGGUAAUUAUCUACGGAAGCAAGAAGCAUCAUCUUUACUUCUCUCACAAAAAAUUCAAGCCACAAACUUCGCAACAUGAUUGGAAAUAACAACUUCGCGAAACCAGCUCUAGCAGCCUCCUUUUUCUGUUGUGUUGCUCUUGCUGCUUUUUCCUGGGGAUAUCAAAAAGGCACCACCAAACCAGCAGCACAGGUUGUGAAGGAUCCAAACACCUGCCUCUAUGUUCCUGGAGCGGGAUUUUCUGGAUUCUUCUAUACCAUUGGUCAUCUUCAAGCCGCAUCAACCCUGGAGCCUACAGAAUCUGGAAACGUUGUUGAUGCCUCCUUUGAUGAAACUGACUACUACUGUUACUCUGCAGGAUGCCUAGCAACCACAGCUGUUCUGGCCAACAUCACUGUUUAUGAUGUUCAUGAUACUGCUUUUGCCAUUCAAGAUCAAUGGAAAAGUGGGGAGAUUUCCCAAUUUGAAGUAGUGGAAGAGUUUGUUGACUACUUGAUUGCCACGGGCAGUGAGCGUACAUUGAGCAACGAAGCUUUAUCCAAGAUGCACAUCAUUACCUCAGAGAUUGCCCCUACAGAGGGAUGGAUGGCAUUACCCAAGAUGAACAUGGUUGUGAGGACCCCACAAAAUCUGGAGGAACUCAAGGAGUUGCUGCUGCAGACCACUUGGAUUCCGGGGGCAACUGGGGACGAUUGGGCAUUGAAUGGCCACCUGGAUGGGGGCCUCACUGCUAAAAGUUAUCAAAUUUGCCAAAGAGCAGUGGAUCUUCCCAAGUUGUCCUUCUUGAACUGGGAAAGUCUGGAGUUCUAUGCCAACAUUCUGCUGGGUGUCAACAUGAAUGAAGACCAGAUUGAACGAUUCUGGUCAGCAGGAGUCCAACAAGGGUUGCGCAAACUUAGACCUUUGCAAUAGUAAAAGAACGGCAUAGUAAUUUUGAAUAACACGUAUUAAGAGACUGCAUGGAGUCCAUAGUUGAACAUCUUAGACCAUAUCGUUAG
Molecule: messenger RNA, 1028 nt
Organism: Seminavis robusta
Lineage: Eukaryota; Bacillariophyta; Bacillariophyceae; Naviculales; Naviculaceae
Source: the annotation of a GenBank genome assembly